GUUCGAACGUUGUCUUGCGCAUCAGACCCGAUGCUCUCAUGGCGUAGGUGCGGACCCAGCUCGCUCGACCAAAGUUUGGCUCCCGCGCCGCCCCGGGACGAUGAUUUACCCUUGAUGGCCGCUCGCAGGACGCCUUGUGACGCCAGGACACGACGGCUUAAUCCACCCCAGAAGUGGGCAGGGCUUUGAAGUAGAGGGAAAUUUGUGAUGUCAAGUUCAUUUGUCAAGGAUUGUUCGGAUGUAUCAGCCCCUGGAAACACAAACUCUGGCAAGACAGUCAUCAUUAUUGUCAACAAUGAAACGGGAAAUGUUUCCCUGGAUGGAGAUGAGCUUCAGAACUUGCUAGCCAGCCAUGGAGCAGAUGGUUCUCAGGUUAGUGUAGUGCGCAUGGGCAGUGGUGGCGUAGGCAAUCUAACGGAAGCAAAUCUUACCGCCCCCUUGCCUGCCACUGGCGACGGAACUACACAUGUCAACCUCACAGUGGAAGGAUAUCCACCUCUACCGCUUGAAGGACAAGCAGGAAACUCGGGAAAUUAUGCAGAGCUACCCUUGGAUGCUGAUGCUUUUAAUAGACUAGAGAGCGUCCUGCAGAGUGAAGAGGCACGCAAGAUUUUAGGGGAACCUCUGAUAGACAUGGUCACACACCCUGAUCACUUGGGAACACUUGAUCAACUAAUGGAUUCCUCAUUCUUUGAAGGGGGGGACUCGGAGGAUGCAAACCUCUCUGUGGAAGGAGAUUCCCAGGAGGCAGCAGGAUCACCACAGAAGCAGGUCCAGUCACCUCCCAAGCGCAGGUCACAAAGACAGAUGGACAAAGCUGAAAAGGAAGAGGUGGUGAAAAUAUUAGCUGAGAAUCAGAAAAAAAUGCAGGAAGAGAAACAAAAGCUAAAUGAAAGGCAAAUGCUCUCUCAGCUGAACAGACUGCCUGCAGUGGUCUCAGAGACAGAAAAGAAUGCAGAAGAAAGUGCUUCAGCCUCACUUGUGGACAGUACAGAAAGCAGAGAGGAAGAUAUAGAGACAGAAGCUGGUGUAAAGGGAGGAGGCCGUAAGGAAAUGGCUGAGAAGGAAGGGGAACCUGUGGCUAGGGGCAGGGGGAGGGGCCGUGGAAGGGGAAGGGGAAGGGGUAGAGGCAGAGGCAAGACAGAAAAGUCUCAGGAAAUGAAAGGUAGAGGGAGAGGGAGGAGAAAAGUUGAGGCAGAUGCAACAGAAACAGUUGGGGCAGGGAGUGAUGAAGAGAAAAGGGACAGGAGAGAAGAUGCUACUACCUCUGUAAGAAGUAGAGGGAGGGGAAGAGGAAGAGGAAGGGGAAAAGGAUGGAAUAGCAAGGAAAACCAGUCAAGCAUAGGAAAAUUGAAUACAGAAAAUGCUGAAGAAAACAAAAUGCAUUUUCCAUCAGGUGUGAAGAUGAAACAGUUGACUGUGAAUGUUGAAAGAGUGGACUUAGAAGCAGGCUCAAAACAAGCUGAUUCCACAGCAGCAGUUAAGGAGAAAUUUGCUGAUGCAGAAGAUGAUAAGUCUCCAAGGAAGAUUAGUGUAAUCAGUGACAGUGAGGGAGUCUUGACAGUACAGAAUGCCUCCAAAGGCUCUCUUGCUGAAGGGCAGGAAAUGGCUACAGGGUCCAAUAAAAAGAGAGAGGAAGGGAUGGGAGGUGAAGGAAAGAAAAAGGCUUUGAAAAAGGAAUCAAUAACUCAGAUACCGAUCCCUCAGUUUGAACCGGCCUUGUUCUCCACCCCUGAUGUGAUGCAGAAAGUUGGGGAGGUGAAUUCUAGUCAUUCUGUGAUGGUGAAGGGAAGUGCAAAGGCAAUCAAGCCUCAGAAAAUCCUUGUGCUUAAGAAAGAGGUUAAACAAGAAGACAGUCAAGCUUUAAAGAGCACAGGUGAAGGGGAAGGGAGUGAAAGUGAUUUAUGCAAAGAGGAAAAGGUUUGCAUUGCAGAAAAUGACAGCAAACCAUUGGAGGAGAGUGUGCUCAAAGACCAGAGUAUGGAGCUAAAGGGAGGGGAAGUGCCUAAGAUGCCACCAGACACUUUGAACUCAGACCCAAGUACAGACAGUGCCGGGGACAAGCGAGUAAGUGAAAACAGGCCUAAAGUCAUUCAGGUGAAGAGUCCCAAAGGAUUCCGCCAAGUGGUGGUGCUGAACUCAGCCAAGGCGGGCAUGUACAGGGAACCGCUCAUCAAGGUCAUUCCCCCAAAGGACCCACCCCGUGAGGAGGAGAAACUUACACCAGCGAAGCAGCGGGCAGCCCUGAAGAAAGAGAAAGUGCACAAGAAAGAAGAAGAUACGCCAAAGGGCACAAAUGACAAGUGGGAGAAUGGAGGACUGAAGGCAGCAGGCAGAAUUGAGGCUCAGUUGAAAAGGGCAGACUCCUUCAAAAGACUAGAAGAUGUAGGAUUAAUGAAGAAGAAGGAAGAAUCACAGAGGAAGAUUGAGGAAAUUCAGAAGAAACGGGAAGAGCUGAUGAAGAAAAGAGAGGCUAUAAUUAAAAGAAAAGAAGUUGCCUUACAACAAAAGCUGGAUGAGCAAAAUGGGAAAGUGGAGACCACUCCAAUUAGAAAUAAUAUUUCAUCUCCAAAGAAAACCAUCCAGCAGAAGAAGGAAACCCAUUUGCCAGAGAAAAAGCCUGUAAAACAGUUGCUUAAGACACCUGCAAAGAAUGCUGCAACACCCACCAGGAAAGCAAUCCUUUCUGCUGAGGAUUCAACUGUAGACGAGUCACCUGUGAGAAGAAGUGGACGUGCUAUCAAGAAGAAGACCUUUGGUGAUGAAAUGCUGACUUUUGACCUGAAGGAAGACAUUGCUACUGGAGAUGCUCCCGAGGAAGAGCAGGAGCAGGAGCAGGAGAGUGAGGAUGAUGAGGAUGAAGAGUCCCUUGAAGAUUAUGGUCAAGAAGAUGACCCAGAUAAACUGUGGUGCAUAUGCCAAAAGCCCCAUAACAAUCGCUUCAUGAUAUGCUGUGAUAAAUGUGAGGAUUGGUUCCACGGAACCUGUGUAGGAAUUACCAAAGCUAUGGGUCACCAGAUGGAGGUAGAAGGCCAGGAGUGGGUAUGCCCAAAGUGCAAAAAAGCCGAGCGCGCCAUGAAAGGAGCUGCGUCACCUACAAAGAAGUGUGCGGUAGAAUCGUGCAAUAAGUCGCCAAAAGCUGACUCCAUCUACUGUAGCAACGACUGUGUUCUGAAGCAUGCACAAAUGUCCCUUAAAAUGUUGGGAAAAUAUGACAAGGACUUAGACGUCCAGUAUGUUGCAAAUGCAGCCACAAUGCCUGUGAAGAGUGAGCCAAGGGUUCUUGUGUAUGAGAAGUCAACAGGAAAAAUACUAACAGGAUCGGCAGCUCCCACACUUCGCCAGUUGAAAGAUUACUUGAAGCAACAUCCAGACUGUGCAGUUCUCCAGCCAGGAAUGAUGGGAGCUUCUGGAACAGUGGCUGCAACUAAUGCUAAAAUUUCAAGUACACAGUUUUAUGGGGACAAGAAGGUCAUCCAGCUUUCCUCAAAGUCAGUUGCAGUGCCGGUUUCUGGUGCUCAUGCUCGGAAAGUCACUGUUGUCAAGUCAUCAGAUGGAAGAAUAAUAGUUAAAGCAUCUGAAUCAGUUGAAAAUGAAUCGACGACCAAAACUCUGACAACCAGUGCGUCUGUGGUAACUCCAAGCAAACCUGUAGUAAUAAGCAGUGUUAAACCUUUGAGUUCACCUGUUAGCUCUACUAGUAAGUCUGAGGAGCAAAAGAAGGAGGAGACAGCUCCUCCCAAAGGCAACCCCAGCAAAAGUGUGCCUGCCAGUCCUAGUACAAAAUCUGUUGAGGAAAAGAGAGAUGAAUCUCUUGCCUCGAAGAGUACCCCAGCAAAGGAAAUUAAAAAGACACCAGCAAAAUCCCUGUCUGCUGAGAAGAAGAAACCAGACCCAUGCGAAGUCCGUGAGAACAUUCGCAAGGGCCUGGCAGAAUGCCUCACUAACCGUGCCAAAGGUGCAGAAAAGGAAUUUACUCAUUUGUCUGAGAACGACAUAAAAUCUCUUGCAGCUGCAAUUGAGAAGGAAUUGUACAACUUCUUCGGCAAGGAUGUAGGCUUUAAGUACAAAUCUCGCUAUCGAAGCCUCAUAUUUAACAUCAGAGACACAAAGAACAGUGGCCUUUUCCGGAAAAUUCUGAAUGGCACCAUAUCGCCUUCCAACCUGGCAAAAAUGACCUCCGAGGAGCUGGCUUCAAAAGAGCUGGCGGAGUGGAGAGAGAGGGAGGAGAAGAAGGAACUUCAAGCCAUUGAGAAGUAUGAAUUGGAUAUGAUAGCUUUGGGUAACCAGUACAUCAUGAAGUCCCACAAGGGAGAAAUAGAAAUUGAUAAAGAUGAAUUUAUAAGGGACAAAGAGAAAGCACCAGAAACACUGAAUUCACUUCCAGCAGAGAAUCUUGGGGAAAUAGUGGAGGACACUUCUGCAGGCCACAAGAAUCACAUAUUCGACCGCAACUGCAAAAUUUGUGUGAAUCAGUCAGACUCAACAAUUACAUCGGAAGACCUUAAAUUGGAAAAGAAGUUGGAAGAGGGAGAUAAGCACAAAAAGGAGAAGAAGGACCACAAGAACAGAGAUUCAGAAAAGAUAAAAGAUAGAAAGGACAGGCACAGUUCUGACAGGGAGAGAAGAGAGAGGAAGGACUCCACAGAUAAGGAAAGACACAGGAGGAAGAGUGUAGAUAGUGAGAAAGAGAGAGAUAGGGAUAGAAAACAUAAAGAUGAGAAGGGGAGGGAUAAAGGCAAAGAGAAGGACAGAGACAAAGAUGAUAAAUCAAAGAGUAGAGAUAAAAGUAAAGAUGAAAAGCACAGUGACAGAGACAAAGAUAGACACAAAGAGAAACAGAGAAGCAGCAGAGAUGAGGAGAGGGAGAGACACAAGAGUUCUAGCGGUGAUAAAGAUAGAAAAGAGAAAGAAAGAAGAGAUUCCAAGGACAAGAAAGAUGACAAGGACAGAAAGCAUAAAGACCGACAUAAAGAGAGGAGAGAUUCCAAAGACAAAGAUCGGAAGCGGAGAGACAGUGAAAAGAGUGACAGAAAAAGGAAACACAGUGAAUCUCGAAGUGAAGACAGGAAAAGAAGAGACAGUGAAAGAGACAGAAGAAGAGACAGUGAGAAGGAGAGACGGCCAUCUGAGGGAGAGAGGCAAGAGCGGGAAAAGGAGGAGGUGAGCACUAGUGAAGAUGUCGUGCUGGACAUAACCACCUUAAGAGGGAACAGCCAAGUCCAGCUAGAUGCCGAUGUUGAGGACACACUGCCAACCUCAACUGUCAUGGGGAGUCCAGACACAGUGGAAGUCAAGGAUUAUAGUUACACUCCCCCCAGCAGAGGUGAUGGAUCUCCGUUACCAUUCCCCAGCAGUCCCUCCUUUCCUCCUCUUCCUCCAGACUCCCCUGAGUAUAUUCCCCCCUUACCAGAGGAGGACCUCCCUCUGCCACCUCCUCUGCCUGACAGCCCCAGAACACCACCCCUUCCUGAGGAGGUUGACCUUGGCUCCACUCCUCCAUUACCCCCUAUGGACGAUGUACCUGACACACCACCACUGCCAGACCAGGAUGCGCCUGCCACGCCGCCCAUUCCUGAUGACGACAUUCCCGCCACUCCACCACUGCCAGAUGAUUACUUGUCCCUUAUCAACGAACGAUCAAACACUCCCCCCUUGCCAGGGUCUGGUGUUGAUCUCCAUGGCAAAAUCUCUUCCUCUCUGGGACCACGCAAUGCUGAUGACUUGAACAGGCUAACGCCGCCCCCAGUAGGAUCCAGCAGCUUAUCCAGCAGGAGUGGGCCACCCCCAAAGGUUAUUUCUGCUGAACCGAUGACUGUAUGGAAGGGUAUCAUCCACAUGCCAGAUGUGGCCAAGUUCUCAGCUUCUGCUUUUGAGGUGUCUGGAAAAGCGCAGUUCCUUCCUGAAGAUGUACCAAACUCUGUUGAAGUUGUUGGUCGUAUUGCACCUGAGACUGUGUGGAGCUACAUUGCUCAGAUGAAGAAGAGCGGAUCAAAGGAAAUUCUUGUAGUGCGUUUCCAGCCUGCAAAUGAAGAAGAGAAAGUGUCAUACAUUGCUCUCUAUUCCUAUUUGUCAUCCAAGAAGAGGUAUGCAGUCAUUGGAAACUGUGAAAAGUCUGUCAAGGACUUCUAUAUUGUGCCUCUUGCAUCCCAUCAGCCAAUACCACAGGUUCUGCUCCCGUUAGAUGGUCCAGGCUUCGAGGAACACCGCGCCCACAUGCUGAUUGGUGUCAUAGUCCGAGGGAAGCACAAACGAGUUUUCGACCACAUAACUGGGACUUGGAGUAUAGUUGGUGUUGCUGCCCCACCUCCCCCUCACAACCUGCCUGUUAGCCAUAAGAUUCAUGAUUCUUCAGAAAGAAGUUACACCCCACCCUUACCAACAGAUGAAGAUAUCCAAGAAAUCGCCUUGGCUGCAAAGGAUUCUGAGGAGGAGGUGGAGGAAGCAGGGAUUGGCGAAAGGUCAUACACCCCACCACCACCCCCUGAUCGGUCAGGGGAGUUGAACUUGGGCAUUGCGCAAACAUCUCUGAAGAGACCAGCAAGAGAUUACAAAGAAUCAUCACUGCCAAAAAAACGAUUUACUGGUUUAGAGGACCAGCCACCUGAGGCAGACUCAGCAUUCCAGACUCAAGAGCCAAACAGCCCCCCUGAAGAGACUUAUAUGGAAGCCUCACUGGACCAGGAAUCAAUGCUUGCAGAGCUUAACCGUCAGAUUGAAGAGCACAAAAAGGAACUGAGUGAGAUGCAGAAAACCAUAGUCAACGAUGAUGAAGAGCCCUAUAGCCCCUCAAGAUCUCAUACUCCGCCGCUGACUGGCAAAGAGGAGCUCAAGCUUGACACUUCCAAAAUUAGUAUUCCAUCAAAUCUACAAGAAAUUUUAGAUAAUAUUAAACAGAAAGAGGUAGAGAUUAAAGAGAAAGAGCAGGAAAUUAAAAGAAGGUUAAGUUUGUCAGCUGAUCCUAUUGUUAUGAAUUAUGCAAAAUACCAAGAUAGCAAAAAUAAAGCUUUAGGAGCAUCCACAUCAGAAGUGAGUAAGGGGGAUGUAGAUAUGCGACCUUUGUUACAUAAUAAGACAACAAAAGAUCUUGACCUUAGGGUAUUACAGACUACAGAUAAGAAUAAAGUUACUGUCGCAAAUGAAACAAAACAUGAAGAAGAUACAGACCUUAGAGUUAGGGACCCUAGACUAGCUCGUGCACAAGCGGCUGCUGCACUUGAUGCCAAAGAGAAAGGUAAGACUUUAAGCAAAAUGAGCGAUGAGGAGCUUCUUGCCAAAGCUCAGGAAAUGGAGUCCAAUGAGGAUAUUGGCAAGCAAGCUCAUCCAGGAGGGGCCAACAUGGAAGCAAUGUAUCACCAGCUUCCUUACAUGCCAGCUGGUCCAUCUGGUGGGUUCAUGCACCAAGGAGCCCCUGCACUACCUCCUGAUGACAUGGGUUGCUCCAUGGGACCCCCACCUCCACCACCACCAGGUGUCAUGGGUCCACCGUCCUUUUCUGGACAAUCAGGACCUCCACCUGUGGGCAUGUACCCACGUAAUCAUGGGAGCAGAAUUCCAGGCCCACCGUCCCACUCUGGCGCACAUGGGCCACCAAGUCACUCUGUCCCACAUGGUCCUCCAGGUCACCCAGGCCCUCAUGGCAUGCCGGGUCCACAUGGUCCUAUUGGUCACACUGGCCCUCUUGGUCCACAUGGUCCACACGGCAUGCCAAAUCAUCAUGAUAAUAUGAGUAUGCAUGGUAUGCCAAAUCCCAUGAGCUCUCAGGGGCCUGGAGGUCCUAUUUACCCAGAGGGUGGUUGGGAAGGAGGCAAAAAGUAUAGUGGCAGGGGUUGGGGACGGCACUAUGACAACCCUCCAAGGGACAGAGACAGAGACUGGUAUCCUAGGUCAGGUAGAGACCGAAGCCAUCAAAGGUAUCCUUACAAAGGUAGACGCCACAGGUACGAGGGAAGAGGUGAAAAGAGAGGGUGGGAGGGCCAUGAUGGUCCCAGAGAGAGAGACAGAGAGAGAGAUCGAGACAGAGACAGGGACAGGGACAGGGACAGAGAGAGAGAGAGAGUGCAUGAGGAUCAUGACAGGGAUGAGGAGGAGGAAUAUCCAGAAAUUGAUUAUUAGAUUCAGAAAUGCAAGUUGAUUUAAAAUGGAAAAAAAAAAAAUCUUUUGAUACUAGGAAAAGUAUGAUAGUGGAUUUUGGUAGAAAUGGUCUAUUACAAUAAAUAUUUAGAAGAAACAAUUUAGGGAGAGUUGGCUAAAGUUACUGCCAAGUAUAUUUUGUUAACAGUGAAUUAAUAAAUUCAUAAUUUGUCAGGUUGGUUAUAUUGUUAAACAAAAGCUAACCAGUGAUUUUGUAAAUAUGUGUAUUUGGCAUAUUGUUGUAUGAAUGCAGGAAGGUAUAUUACACUUGUUUUACUCGAUAUGAAACAGGCUUAACAAUUUUUUAGUUUAAAAUGGAAAGAUUUUAAUGUUUGCAUUAAAAUUAGAGUUUGAGUAUUCUCUGCAGUGUCAGGUCCAACAGUAAAGCUUCACCUGAAUUGUAUAUUUACAAGCAAUAUGUCUGCUUUAGGACAAAUCCUGGCAGAAGUGACUUCAUUUCCGAAUAUCUUGUCAGCCUAUAAUGCUGUAUGCUGUUGUGUUAUGACAUACAGCUUGAACCAUUUUGUAAAUAUGUAGAAUAAGGAAUUUUAGUGGCUUUGUUGUGUAGGAAAGACUGUUCAGUUUUUACAUACAAAUUACAGUUGUGGUUGUAUAGUGAUGUAUGUGAUUAUUUUCAUGUUUUGGUCAAAUCAGUGGAGGGCAUUUUUUGUUAUAGCUAUGUAGACUUUAUUUCAUCUUCAUGUCUUGUCUUUGCACUAGUACCAGCUCCAUCUCCCCCCUUCUUGACAGUUACUCGUGGAAGGUCUCAGACCAAUUUUGUACAAGUGCUUGACAUGGAAGUAGUCAAUUUAUAUCACUGUAUAGGCACAUUUUUUCCAUAUAUUUAGAAAAAAUGUUGCAUGGCAGUAAGUGGCUGUGUAUAUUUUAUGAACAUUAUGAGCAGGCAUUCCUAUGAAGAAUAUAUGUAUGUUGUUGAGAUUUUUUUAUAUAUACAAAGUACCUGUAUUUUUAAGCAAAAAAUUUAUGCUUGAAUAGUCAAAGCAAAUAAAAUAUAAUUUUUUACAAGCAUUUUCACUUUCCUUAGUUUGUACUAAAAAGAUAAAAAUACACAUGGAAAUUUGCAAGAAACUGGAAUGCCUGCAAUCUAUGUUCAUGACAAGUGUUAAUUAAAACAUGAAUUCCCAAGGACACUAUGCUAUGGCAUUUUUUCAUAAAUGAAUGUACGAACAUUGGAGGAAACAACUGGUGGUUAUUACAGAUUUAUAUAAAUAUGUAUAUAGACAAAAUUAUAUGUACACAGAUCUAAGUGCAUGAUACAAUUCAACUAUUUUUCACCGUGUGUUAUGGGCAGUUUGGUCGCGACCUUCAUGUCAUUUGUCAUCAGUAUUGUUAAGAAAUAAAGCCGUCAAUCUGGAAUUAGUUGGCGAAGACACCGUAAAUAAAUCACUUUAAACCAUC
Messenger RNA from Penaeus monodon (black tiger shrimp), 9552 nucleotides. It is a transcript of the gene pps, whose product is annotated as death-inducer obliterator 1-like. NCBI's taxonomy places the organism in Eukaryota, Metazoa, Arthropoda, Malacostraca, Decapoda, Penaeidae. Gene Ontology annotation, biological process: DNA-templated transcription. The transcript is spliced from 25 exons. The record is from RefSeq and is a predicted model, not a curated record. Gene Ontology annotation, molecular function: protein binding. Gene Ontology annotation, cellular component: nucleus. The coding region runs from base 208 to 8115 and encodes 2635 amino acids.